AUGGAUGAUGGUUCAAGCAUAGACCAGUACAGGGCAAGCGUUACACCUAGCCCUAAUCAAGUGACGACUGUGAUGAUGUCUCAUCGACCUUCCUCAUCAGUAGAUAAGGCGGGAGUUAGUAAUGAUCCACAAUCAAAUUAUAAAAAAGCUCUUCAUCUGGAUCCUUUUCUUCCCUCAGGAGCCUUCUUUGAGGAAAGGUAUUUAGGAUUGCCACCAGCAAGAGAUGAUGAUAAUAUAGUUACGAGAGCAAGAACCGAUCCUAAAAUUCAUUAUGAUGACUCGAAUGUAUUGGUUAAACAUAAGAAAUAUAUUAAACAACUCCAACAACAACAGGAGGCUAAAAGACAUGAAAAGAUUGAAAGUGAGCUUAAUUCAGAGAGAAAGAAAACUUCAUUCUCUGAAACACAAGCAAAAAUUAGACAGGCAUUGAUGAGCGAACUUGAUAUGCCAAAAGAAAAGGUUGAAGAAUUAAUGGAAGGAAAAACAAAACAACUGGAUCAAAUACUUGUAGAACAAAAGAAGAAGGAAAAGGUUUGUUUCUUUUCAAAUAAUUUAGAAUUAAAUUUUGUUUCAGAAAAAGAAAGUGGAAAAACCUGA
This is a messenger RNA of Naegleria gruberi, 597 nucleotides long. RefSeq lists its product as uncharacterized. NCBI's taxonomy places the organism in Eukaryota, Heterolobosea, Eutetramitea, Acrasida, Naegleriidae. The transcript has a single exon. The coding region runs from base 1 to 597 and encodes 198 amino acids. The record is from RefSeq and is a predicted model, not a curated record.